Acromyrmex echinatior (Panamanian leafcutter ant) is the source of this 2056-nucleotide messenger RNA. It is a transcript of the gene tj, whose product is annotated as Maf family bZIP transcription factor traffic jam. Gene Ontology annotation, biological process: regulation of transcription by RNA polymerase II. The record is from RefSeq and is a predicted model, not a curated record. NCBI's taxonomy places the organism in Eukaryota, Metazoa, Arthropoda, Insecta, Hymenoptera, Formicidae. Gene Ontology annotation, cellular component: nucleus. Gene Ontology annotation, molecular function: RNA polymerase II cis-regulatory region sequence-specific DNA binding; DNA-binding transcription factor activity, RNA polymerase II-specific.
UCAGAAAAGGUGGUCACGACGCAACAAACAACAGUGACGAAUUGCUCAAGUGGUGGCGGAGUUGGUGGUGGCGGAGGUGGCGGUGGCAGUGGCGACGGACAAGAGACGAUCACGUAUGCAACUGCAACUAAUACGGUAGAGGAGGUGGAGGUAGAAGUCGACGAGGUAAAGAUGGAAGCUGAGGAUCAUCUGGCAAGAGAGUACGUGCAGGAGUUCGUCCUCGAUCAUUUGGAUCCUGCUGAUGUUAAACGAGAGGUACGAAUGGGUUCACCGACAGUAAUGGUAAAUGGUAGCGUUGUACAGCUUCCGGGACAAGUGCAAUCGCAAGGAUUGACUCUGGCACCAUUAACGCCGCCCGCGCACGAGUUAGAACAACCGCAUCCACUGUAUGGUCAGCCCCAUAUUCAAGUGCAACAUGGCGUCUUGGUAAAGGCACCGCCUGGUGCCGCGGCGCAUCUCACCACGCUGUCACAUCCGGGCACGCCGCCGGACACGCCGCCUGUAUCGACAUCUCCACCGCCAUUGCAACUUCACCGCAGCGAUCGAGAUUCCCGUGAUGCUCGUGAUCUUCGCGACCGUGGUGGUAUAUUGCUGCAGCUGCAGCAACCAGCAGCAUUGGUACAGGAAGAGAUGCAAGUGGGUACAGGUGGUAUGGGUUGGCUGACGCAGUCAUUGAGACAAGAACCGCUGGACCUGAGACCCCACUGUCCUCAAGAGCAAACUCCGGAGACUCAUCAUGAGUCUUGGUCAGCAACACCAGCGCAUCAUCAUUUCCAGGAGUUGCAACAUCUUCCGCGACAUACUAGGCACGCUAGUGGAUACCUGGCAAUGUCAAGUCAUCUAGAGUAUUACAGUGGUCCAGGUACAGGAGGAGGAAUGCUUCCCGCGGGCGGGAGUGUGAUGCAGGGGAUGGAGGAUAGCAUACAAGGUUUAGCAAUACAACCGGGCAGACCGUUGAGCGUAUGCUCCGUGAGUUCUUGCGGCGCCGGUGGGCCCACUCCAGCUCAUCGUUCUGGUAACGGCCUGUACUCUAAUUGUAACGGUACGAAUCCUCAAGAGGAACUCAUGGAUGAUGAACUUUUGAUGUCACUUUCUGUACGCGAACUCAACAAACGUCUCCAUGGUUGUCCACGAGAACAGGUGGUGCGGCUGAAGCAAAAGCGACGAACGUUAAAGAAUCGUGGUUACGCUCAGAACUGUCGUAGCAAACGGCUACAGCAACGGCAGGAUCUUGAGAGCACUAAUCGGAACUUGCAGAAUGAACUUCAACGUGCGAAGAUCGAGCUAACACGGAUUCAACAGGAACGCGACCUUUACAAGCAAAGAUACGAUAUGUUGAGAACGCGACAGAGUCAUCAUCACAAUCACAAUCAUAAUCAUCAUCAACAGCAGAUGACGCAGCAACAGCAACAGCAGCAGCAACAUCAAACUCAAAGUCAGCAACCACAUCCACAACAACAACAGCAACACCAACCAGCACCAGCGAGUCCCGAAGUCUAUCUGUGACAUCGACAGCGCCGAGGAGGCGCUUGUUGGACUUGAACAGCUCAUUUGUUGCGUCGAUGGAUUCUUCUAUUGAUAUGACGCAUUGUUCAGAAGGUAUACCAAGGGUAGGCCGAAUAGAACUUUAACUUCUUUUCAUCGAUUUCUCUUCCAUCCUUCGUCAUUCGCAUCAUUGCAACAUCGAAACCUUAUAGCCAUCCAUGGACUGUGGGGAGAUGCGGCUAGUUCCUUCCUAGGCGUAUACCGACUGGUGAUUUAGUGAGAUCCGAUCUGCGAAUGGAGUAGCCGAUCAGUUGGACCAUAAAUAUCAGGUGUUUUUUGUUUGCAUAGAACACACGUAUGUACACAUCAUAUAUACAUAUAUACUUCUUCGUCGAGAAAAUAAGAUCUCUAGUAAAAGGCAGCAUUCUCGGUUUCUCAUUUUAGUGAUUAACUUCUUUUUUCUUUCAAUUUGCGAGACGUAAAUCUGGUAUAUGUUCCUUACAUUCGUGUUUUCGGUGUAUGUAAAAAGAAAUGUUAGGGCUUGCGACAUCCGAUGCAAUUAUUUACGAUC